CUAUCAUGUUUUAAGUGUUGGUAACUUUGAAACAAAGGGAAUAUAUACCGACUUUGGAAGAUUAAUGUAUUCCAAGUUUCCCUGUAUUGGACACUCUGCCACAAAAGAUCCUUGGGGAUACUUCAACAAAAAGUUGUCACAAAAAGUAAGACACAUAAGGUGGAGAUGGAAUGCAAGAGGAAAGGCUGUUGAACACACAGCAGAGAAAAAGCCAAAAGUGUGCUUGAAAAAAGUCUCCUCAACAGAUGAGAGAAUGACCCUAGAAGAAGCAGAAAAUGUACUGAUGGAGGAAUUUAAAAAACCAACCAAACUAAGAGACAAUGCACUUAUUGCUAAGACUCAAAGAGAUACAUUAAAACAGAGAAGAUUGUUUAUAGAAAAAAGACAUGGGGGAUCUGUGGAACAUCUCAUCAAGAAGUUUCCAUUUCUAGGAAAAGCUGCGUUUAUUGAGAAGGAGUUUUUCCUUAUCAAACAAAACCUGAAAAAAGAUGCUAUUUUGGCUCACUGGGAUGAAGUAAUGAGAAAAGUGUCCCAAAUAUUCAUGGAGGAAAACUCAGACUCUAUUCCAGAAGUUACAAUAAAGCUUUUGAACAGAUUGGAGGAAUCAAUCAAGUACAAGCAUGGUACCAAACAGCUUCCCUUGAUUACAUCGUGCAAGGCAAGUGAGUGGAAAGGUUCAAAAACAAAGCAUGACGACCCACCAAGAUUAGUUGCAGUUCUCAACCAAAGGAACGAGAUUCAAAAUAUGUAUAUUGUGGGAGCAGGCCAGGAGGUUGACACAAAUGUGGGAAUACUCAGGGAUGGACUAUUACGAUUGAUUUACUCCUACUAUGCAUGGGAUUUGUCAUAUCCAAAACAUUUUCAACUUCUGGGCUUUUUGCAACAUUACAUAUUAGAAGACAGGGAGAAUAAAUUUUUUGUUUCCCAAAACUACAUGAAAUUCUGCAAGCGUCUUGACGCUACACAGUGAAUCAUGCUACUGUAGAAUCUCAUUAUUUCUAGUUCAAAUUUCUACAUUUUGUACUAUUUGUUGACAAAACCUGACUUUGUUGUAAGCAAGAAAACACCAUUGGUUUGUUGUUAUAAAUUGGUUUCAAUCUACAUUUCAAUGGAUUUGUUUCAUUUGAAUGAAAUAUUAGUAAACAUAGGUGUGUUUAAUUAUGUUUGCUUUAGACAUACUUUGUAGUCAAUUAUGAAUAUGUUUUUGUCAUUUCUUUUUGCAUGUUCUACAAAAAUGUUAACUGGUGUGAAACAUUCCUGUUUACUAGUAUAUCAGAUCUAAAAAGAUACCAAGAUAUAACCUUUUGAGGAUAAGGUUCAAUGUUAUGUUACUUAUGUCAAAUGUAUUGACUCCUAUUAA
This is a messenger RNA of Saccostrea echinata, 1360 nucleotides long. RefSeq lists its product as uncharacterized. Lineage: Eukaryota; Metazoa; Mollusca; Bivalvia; Ostreida; Ostreidae. The transcript has 6 exons. The record is from RefSeq and is a predicted model, not a curated record. The coding region runs from base 65 to 970 and encodes 301 amino acids.